AUGGAGGACGAAGAGCCACCACUUGCGGUUCAGAUUCAAAGAAAUGAUGAGUCCGUUUCGCAGCAAUCUUCUGUUGGGGUCACUCUCAUCACCGGCUAUCUUGGUGCGGGCAAGUCCACUCUAGUGAAUCAUAUCUUGAGUUCGCAACAUGGGAAGAGGAUUGCUGUCAUUUUGAAUGAGUUUGGUGAGGAAAUUGGCGUGGAAAGAGCGAUGAUCAAUGAAGGGGAUAAGGGUGCCCUGGUUGAAGAAUGGGUUGAGCUUGCCAAUGGGUGUAUAUGUUGCACAGUCAAGCAUAGUUUGGUUCAAGCACUUGAGCAGCUUGUCCAGAGAAAGGAGAGGCUUGACCAUAUAUUGCUGGAAACCACUGGAUUGGCAAAUCCAGCACCUUUGGCAUCUGUCCUAUGGUUGGAUGAACAGUUGGAAUCAGAAGUGAGGCUUGAUUCUAUUGUCACGGUGGUGGAUGCUAAAAAUUUGCGCUUCCAGCUUGAUGAGCGCCGUGGCUCAUCUUCAUUUCCUGAAGCAUAUUUUCAGAUAGCAUUUGCGGACAUUAUAAUUCUUAACAAGGUUGAUUUGGUAUCUGCAGAGAGCUCUGGAGCUCUGGAAGAACUUGAGGAGGAAAUACAUGACAUUAACUCUCUUGCAGAGAUAAUACAUUCUGUCCGGUGUCAAGUUGACUUGUCUAAUAUAUUUAACCGCCAAGCAUAUGAUACUGCACGUACUACACAUUUAGAGGCAUUGCUAGAAGAAAGUCGUUCUUUGUCUACCAACAAGCUUCAUGAUAGUGGCGUGAGAACCAUAUGCAUUUCUGAUACACAGACAAUUGAUCUUGAUAAGACUCGAAUAUGGCUUGAGGAGAUUCUCUGGGAGAAGAAAUAUGAUAUGGAUGUAUACCGUUGCAAAGGAGUGUUGAGUGUUCAAGAUUCUGAUCAACUGCAUACAUUACAGGCAGUGAGGGAACUAUAUGAGAUUGUUCCAUCUCGCAAGUGGGAAAAGGAAGAGAAACGCAUUAAUAAGAUAGUCUUUAUCGGUCAUAAUCUGAAAGAAGAUAUUCUGAUUAACUCUUUUAGAGAUCGUGCAACCGUGUGA
This is a messenger RNA of Sphenostylis stenocarpa, 1086 nucleotides long. The record is from the annotation of a GenBank genome assembly. NCBI's taxonomy places the organism in Eukaryota, Viridiplantae, Streptophyta, Magnoliopsida, Fabales, Fabaceae.